Messenger RNA from Malus domestica (apple), 876 nucleotides. RefSeq names its product zinc finger BED domain-containing protein RICESLEEPER 2-like. NCBI's taxonomy places the organism in Eukaryota, Viridiplantae, Streptophyta, Magnoliopsida, Rosales, Rosaceae. The record is from RefSeq and is a predicted model, not a curated record.
AUGCCUUUUAGGGCGAUUGAUCAAGAUGGCUUUAGAGAUUGGAUCCAUGACUUGAUUCCAAAGUACAAGCUUCCAAAUAGGCACAAGGUGGCGGCGGCAGUUUUAGAAUUGUAUUUUACAGAGAAGGAAAAAAUCAAGGAGGUGGUUGAUGGUUUGAGGACAUUGCAUAAGAGGAUCCUAAAUUUUGUUCAAAUUACGUCUCACGAUGAUCAUAAUAUUGGGAGGUGUCUAGAGGUAUGCUUGAAUAAUUGGGGCAUAGACAAUGUAUUUAGCAUUACCGUUGACAAUGGUAGUGCCAAUGACACCGCCAUUGCAUACAUGAAGAGAAGGCUCAAGUCCAAUGGUACUCUUUUACUUGACAGGACUCCCUUGCACAUGAGGUGUGCUUGUCACAUCCUCAAUUUGACAGUUAAAGAUGGAAUGACGGAGCUUAGUCUUGAGAUUGAAGGGAUAAGGAAUUGUGUCAAAUUUAUACACUCAUCCCCUACGAAGUUGGAGACUUUUAGGGAGUAUUGCAUCUUGAUGAGAUUUGAUAAGAUGUUGAAUAUUCUUUUUGAUGUUGUCACAAGGUCGAAUGCCACCUAUGAAAUGCUCAAUAGUACCUUCAAAUUUAAGCAAGUGUUCUCAAGGAUGGUGGAUGAGUGCAACACUUUCAUCUUUUACUUUCAAGAGGAGGUAUCUAAAGAGAUUAAUGGGGUCACAACCAAGGUGAAACGAGUGGGUCCUUCGGUGUUGGAAGAUUGGGAGAGGGCGGUGAGUUUUGCUCACUUUCUUAAAAAGUUUUAUCAUGCCACCUUGACACUUAGUGCAAUCCUAACUCCAACUUCAAACUUAAUACUCGGCAUGAUGAUUGCAUUGCAAGUGGAGAUAGAAUAA